AUGUCGGUCAAAAAGGAAGCCGUGAAGUCAGCGUCGUACUUUGAGAUGGUAAGUUCAUUAUGUGACAAAAAAAAGUUUUUUGCCAUUUUUUAACUUGUAAGGAAAGUUUUUGCCAUUUUUCGAUUUUUAAAGGCAGUUCUUGCCAUUUUGUGUUUUGAAAAGAAAGUUCUUGCCAUUUUUUAUUUUGUAAAGAUAGUGGCUUCCAUUUUCAGAUGCGUUAUGCUACAAGAACAGAUUGGGCAUUACUAUGGACAGGAAUCUUCUUUAUCAUAUUAUCUGGCAUAACUCAACCUUUUAACACAGUAGUCUUUCGUGGUAUAACUAGUGCCUUUAUGGUUGCUCAAGAUGAAUAUGAACGGGGUACUGGUGUUAAUACUACAGUGUUAUACGAUGAAGUGUUCUAUCAUGCUCAAAUGUACCUGGUUAUUGCUCUUAUUGUCUUCGCCACUACUUAUAUUGCGGUAGGUUGUGGGUCUGGUUAAAAAUUACAGUAUCUUUAGUUAUUAUGUAGGGUACAGUUACAGUGUAUUGUAUUAGGGUACUGUAGUAAGGGUACUGUAGUAGGGCGUGGUACUAGGGAUGCAGUACUAAGGAUACUGUGGUAGGAGUACCGUAGUAGUGUACAGUAAGAAAAUGAAGUAGAAGUGUAAUGUAACUUUUUAAAGUUCAAAUUUUAAAAAAUUUUGUUUGACCAUUAUGUUUUACAGUACGCAUGUUUCUUCAUACUAUGUGAACGCCAAUUAGACAUAUAUCGUAAAAAGCUACUACUUACAAUUCUACAUCAAGAUAUCAGUUGGUUUGAUACGCAUGAAAUUGGAAUGUUAACGCAGAAAAUGUCAUCGUAAGUUGGGGUAGGGUGUUCAGAAAAACCGGGUAAGGUAGGGUAGGGUACGAUAGGGUAAAGUAGGGUAGAGUAGUAAGGUAGGGUACGGUAGGGUAAAGAAAAGUACGGCACGGGAGGGUCUUUUAAGUUUUACAUGUUAACAAUGGCAUUCCAGAGGCAUGGACCGUAUUCGAGAUGGUGCAAGUGAUAAAGUGGUACUAUUCGUUCAUGCUUUCACUUCAUUAGUCACUGGUUUAGUCUUAGGAUUUUGGAUGAAUUGGAAAAUGGCAAUAAUGAUGUUGUUUAUCGUACCUGUUACUUCGUUAAUGACCUAUGUUUCUAGUGUGGUAAGUUUACAAAAUAGUACUAUUUUAGUCAAAAUUGAGGCUGUUUUUAUCAAAAUGUGACAAUUUUUGUCAGAGAAGUACUGGAUUUUCUAAACCGUACUAGUUUCUCAAAAAUAGUACCAGUUUUUGCAAAUUAGUACAAGUUUUAUAAAGAUGGUACUAGUUUUACCAAAACAGUACAAGUUUUUUCAAAAUAGCACUACUUUUAUAAAAAUAGCACUAAUUGGUCAAAGUGGUACUAGUUAUACCAAAAAUUUCCAGACUUCCCGCUCCUCGCUUCAAAAACAAAAUAAAGCCUACGGCAAUGCUGGUGCUGUAGCAGAAGAAGUCCUAAGUGGUAUACGAACUGUCACUGCUUUCAAUGCACAACAGUUUGAAAUCGACCGGUAUGAAAAAUACCUCAAAAUUGGUUGUCAAAGUGGUACUAAGAAGCACUUUUUGGCUGGACUGUUCACGGCUAUGUUCACUUGCUUCAACUUUUCUUUCAUGGGUAUCGGAUUCUGGUGGGUUACUGUAAUUUUUUGGGACUUUUCAAAUAUUUUUCAAAAAAGUAAUUUAGCGGACCUUUUCACAAAUUUUUUGCAAAAAGGUUCUGAGGUCCUUUUCACAAAUUUUUCAAAAAAAAUUUAGCGGACCUUUUCACAAAAAUUUUAAAAAAUACUUACUUUUUGACCGAACACCUUUAGGUACGGAUCAACGAUAGUAUUGGACGGUGGAAUGGCCCCAAGCACGGUAUUCGCAGUGUUCUGGGUUUGUCUUCAAGGCGCCUUCAAAAUCUCUCAAGUGUUACCUCAAAUCACAACAAUAACUGGCGCAAAAGUUUCGGCCGCCGAAAUUUUUGAUCUCAUUGACAUGGUAAGGUUUUUUAAUCUCUUAUUUUACCAUGCCCUACCCUGAUUUGCCCUACCCUAAUCUUUAUUUUGGCGUUCCGUUUCAAUAAAUUUUCGGUAUUUUUCAUGGGUAAUAUGUUUUAUUAUUCUUCUUGAUUUAUUGCGCGAAUCUAAUAUAAAUAUUGUUUGUCCUUUGUAAAAUACGUCUGUUUAAGUAAUUUUUAUUAAACUUUACAUUUUAUAUUAUUUUAGGGCAUUUUUCGAUUAAAAUUCAGUUCUUUCCCAGGUGUCAAGCUAAAACAAGGUCAAGAGUCGAUUGGUAAUUUGUUUUAUAUUAAUAUUUUUGUUGGUUUAGGUAAAGCAAUUGGGAAGCUAACUCAAAGGACAUUUUUCAUCAAGUUUCGGGAAUCAUCUUUGUGUGUAAUGACCUUGAUGUUGUUUUAGUCAAAUUUUUAGAUAAUAAUCGAGAAUUUGGGCUUGUUUUGGAUAUAAAAACAUGGAGAAAUAAUGAGAAAGACAUUGCUGAUAGCUUAAAAGUGUUUUAAGUCAGAAAUAUGCCCACAUUGGAUGUUAUUACCUAAAAACCUGGCUAAAACAACAUCAAGGUCGUUUCACAAGAAGAUCAUGCCCAAAACUUGAUGAAAAAAGUCUUUUCAAUUGAAUUAACAUUUGCUUUACCUAACCCAACAAAAAUAUCAAUGUAAAACGACUUAACAAUGGGCUUUUGACCUCUUUUUAGUUUGAAACCUGUGAAAGUGCUUGAACUUGCCUACUAUAAUAUAACUUUUUAUAAUUUACUAUAAUUUAGGAGCCAGAAAUUGACUGUGAAGGAGAUAGUGGCAUAAAACUGGAUGAUGUUAGCGGUGAUAUUACCUUCUCUGACAUUCAUUUUCAUUACCCAAGUCGACCGAACGUUCAAAUCCUAAAUGGAGUCUCAUUUGACGUUAAAGCAGGUGAAACAGUGGCUCUAGUUGGUCAUAGUGGAUGUGGUAAAUCAACUUUGAUCAGUCUAUUGAUGAGAUAUUAUACUCCUGAUAGUGGGCAUGUAAGUUUGAGAGGGUGAACAAUAAAAAAUUUUAAAAAAAUUUUUUUUGAGACUUUUAAAAGGGGUUUUAAGUCUUGACGCCAAUUUACGAUGUAUUUGACGGUGAAAAACGACAAGACUUAAAAAAUUUUUAUAUUUUAAAAAAAUUUCAUUUUGAUUUUUUUUUAUUUCAGAUUACGAUUGACGGCCAAACCUAUGAAGAUAUGAACACAAAAUGGCUGAGAAGUGUAAUAGGUAUAGUUUCACAAGAACCUGUUCUAUUUGCUGCUACCAUCUCUGAAAACUUGAGGAUGGGCAAAGAAAAUGCAACUAGAGACGAAAUGAUUCAAGUUUGUAAGGAUGCAAAUGCUCAUGAAUUUAUUUGUAAACUACCUGAUGUACGUUAUAUUACCCUACCCUUGUUCUUAUUUAUACUUAUAUCUUUAUCUCUACCUCGUCUUACUCAGCCUACAUUUUUUAUAAUCAUAAAUUUUAGGGUUACGACACCUUCAUAGGUGAUGGUGGUGUUCGCUUAUCAGGCGGUCAAAAGCAACGUCUCUGUAUCGCUCGUGCCCUCAUCCGAAACCCUAAAAUAUUACUACUAGAUGAAGCUACCUCGGCCUUAGAUACAGAAUCCGAACGUCACGUUCAAAAAGCGAUCGAUCAAGCAUCAACCGGUCGAACCACCAUAAUCAUUGCUCAUCGAUUAUCGACUGUUCGAAAUGCUGACAAUAUCAUCGUAUUCGACCAUGGUGUUAUUGUAGAACAAGGUACUCACGAAAAGUUGAUGGAGCUUGAUAGUGUAUAUAAAGGACUGAUAGAAGCUCAGUCCAUUGAGCAAUGUGAUGAAAUAGAGGAUAUUAAGAUUGAUGAUGAAGAUAACUAUGUACCUGAUAGUAGGCCAGCUAGUAGGACCAGUUCGUUGGGAAGAUACGAUUCAAAACGGGCUAGUAAUCGACUGAUGAGGUCGAUGACAUCGGUUUUGCAGAAUGACACGGAAAUUGAGGAGUGGGUCUUAAAAAAUAUUACUUUUCAGGGUAUUGUUUGCUUGGGCACGGGUUUUUUAUUAUAGCUGGGGCAUCUGCUUUAUUUUAUUAGGGAUGAGAAUUUUUUUUGAAAUUUGUAGUAGACAAUUGCCUGUCCUGCUCUUUCUUAUUCCCCGGUUAACAUCACACAGUUUUUAAAAUUUUAUAUAACGAAGUCUCUUUAUAACAUACAAAUUUUUAAUGCCCUGGUUUGGGGUAAUUUUUGCCCUGCCUUUGCCCUCCCUUUGCUCUGUCCUUGCCUUGCAUUUACCCUGCUCUUGCUUAUCUUUUGUCUUGCCUUUGCCCUGCUACAGUCCAGCUUUUGCUUUGCACUGCAUUUGCCCUGCAUUUGCUUUGCAUUUGCCCUGCUUUUGCUCUUCCUUGUCUUGUCUAUCUCUAUACUGCUCGCUCUCUUGCCUUAUCUUGUAUUUCAUUGAUUUGUCCGCCCUUUAUAAAAAGCAUCCAUUUUAUAUCUAAACACCCCUUAAAUUUCAGUAAAAUCGAAGAAAUGGAGGAAGAAGAAGCCACCCAAGCCACCCUCAAAGACAUCUUCACUUAUGCCAAAAAAGAGCGAAAAAAGUUUGUCACCGGCCUGAUCUGCACCUUCCUUCGUGGUGCCACUUUGCCAUUGUUUUCCUUGGUAUAUGGUCGUAUGUUCUUAUCAUUGGGACAGGCGUUGAAUCCAGAGAAUCAUGAUCGUGUGUCAGCUGAAUAUGCCGUUAAUGCUGUGUUGUUUGUCUUAUUAGGAAUGUUUUCAUUCGUUUUUACUUUGUCAUCUGGAGCAUUAUUGGGGAAGACUGGUGAACAAGUUACGCUGAGGCUGCGGCUGGCCGUUUUUAGGGUAGGUUUGACUGCAUUUUUUAGAUAGGCUUAAUAAGAUUCUAUUUUUAAGUUUUUUUGGGGGGGGUAUUUUUGAUGUAAAAUUUUUUGGCAGUAUAUUUUUAACAUAUUUUUUUUUGGCAGGGCGUUUUUGAUAUAUUUUUUUCUGGGCGGUGUAUUUUUGAUAUAAAUUAUUUUGGGCGGAGUAUAUUUUAAAUAUUUUUGAUAUUAACUUUGGGGGGGGGCUUUUUUACUUCAUUGUUUGGGUGGCAUACAGGGUAGGGUAAAGUAGCGUAGGGUAUGUAGGUUAGGUAGGGUAUGCAAGGGCAAAAAUUCUUUGACUAGCCGAAUUGUUCUAGAACAUUCUCCGCCAAGACGCCUCCUACUUUGAUGAUGCCAAGCACGCUGUCGGCCGAUUAACUACCCGUCUCGACACGGACGCUCCGAACGUUCAAGCCGCGAUCGAUCAACGGCUUUCUGAGGUUUUGCAAGGUGGUGUUGGCCUAAUCUGUGGUGUUUCUAUUGGCAUGUACUUUAGUGUAAUAUACACUCCGGUUGCCUUGUUAUGCGCUUGUUUUACCGUGGUGUUCCAAGUCUUUUUAACGAACUGGCUGAAGCGAAGAAGUACUAGUGAUGCUUUAUCGGCCGAAGAGGCUUCUAGGGUGAGAUAUACAUUUUUUUAUUUAGUAGUUGGUUUUGUGAUUUGUAAAGAAAGUUUUUGCAAUUUUUUUGGUUUGUAACGAAAUUUUUUUGCCAUUUCUUGUUUUGUAAACAAAGUUCUUGCCGUUUUCUGUUUGAUAAAAAAAGUUUUUGCCAUUUCUUGUUGUGUAAAGAAAAUUUUUGCUAUUUUUUGUUUUGUAAAGAAAGUUCUUGCAGUUUUUAUUGUAAUUAACGAUCUUACAGUUCAUUUACUUUUCAGAUAGCAUCAGAAGCCAUAGAGUACGUAAAGACAGUACAAGCUUUAACGAGACAAAAGCUGUUGUUCAAGCACUUUUGUGAUGCCACUUUGGAACCGAAAAGACGAGCCAUAAUACGAGGACUGGUUCACUCAAUUUCAUAUGGAGUUUUAAAUUGUUUUAUGUCGGUUAAUUUUGCAUUAUCGUACUAUUUUGGGAUGUUACUGGUCAACGCUGGACUUUUGGAGCCUUAUGUCGUGUUUCAGUAAGUUACCGUAUCUUAUCCUACUCUACCAUAUUCUACCAUGUUUUACUCUACCCUACUCUACUCCACUCUACUUUAGCUGUGCUCUACCCUACGUUACUCUACCCUUCCCUACCCUACCCUAUUCUACCCUACCCUACCCUACCCUAUCCUACCUUACCCUACCUUACCCUACCCUACUCUAUUCUACUCUACCUUACCUUAUGAUAUCCUACCUUGUAUUGUCGCUACUUACCGUACGCUACCUUGCCCUGACUAGCUGUAGCCCUACUCUAGCCCUACUAAAAUCCACAUUACCCUACUUUAAAGCCUCUACCUUACCCCUACUAUAUUUUACUUUAUAUAAAACCAAAUUUCAGAGUAAUAGAAGCUCUGAACAUGGCUGCGAUUGUAAUUAUUGGAGCCUCAUCCUAUUUGCCAGAGUAUAUCAAAGCCAGAGUUGCGGCUGGAUUACUGUUCAAGAUGAUGAAUUAUGAACCAAAGAUUGAUUCCAUGUCGGAGAAUGGCAUGAAACCGGUAAGUUGCUUUUAAAAUUUUUGAUGGUACUUGGGGUACAGUAACAUCCGAAGGUGGAUGAGAUUUUUUUAGGGUACAGGGACGUCGGUACGCGGAUUUUCUCUUGGGAGGGGAGGUAGAGACCCAAAAUUUUUUUUUGGUCUACAGGAGGCCGCUACCUGAUUUAAAAUAAGUUUUUUUGUGUGCAUAUUAUCUGGGGGGGGAGUCACCCCGAACGACCCCCCCCCUUUCAAACGACGUCACUGGUAGGGUAGGGUAAGAUAAGAGAGGAGUACGGUGAUGGAUAGGUUGGGACAGAGUUUGGCACGGUCGUGUACGGUAAGGUAAGGUUGAGUUUAGUAUGAUACGGUAAGGUUGGGGUGAUUAGGGUAGGACAGGAUAUAAUGUAUUUGGGCAUGGCAAAGUAGGGUAAAAAAUAGAGGGAAGAUGGGUUAUGUCAGAAAAAAAAAUUAAGUUGAACUACCCCACCAUUCAAAAAAUUUUAAAGUCUUAAUCAAUUUUUUAGGCCAUAAAAGGAGACCUGACCUUUGACAAAGUUUUCUUCGCCUACCCCACCAACCCCAACCAUCAUGUCAUCAACAACUUUUCUCUUGAAAUCAAAAAAGGAGAAACAAUGGCGCUAGUCGGACCGUCUGGGUGUGGUAAAUCAACUACAAUACAGUUGAUCGAACGAUACUAUGACAUUCUAUCUGGCAGUCUGAAAAUUGAUGACACUGACUACAAACAGAUAUCGAUCCGACAUCUUAGGGAGAACGUUGCAUUGGUUUCACAAGAGCCAACCUUGUUUAACAUGUCUAUUUCACAAAAUAUUUCCUAUGGGCUGGAGCAUGUCACAAUGGAUAGGAUUAUUGAAGCGGCCAAGAUGGCCAAUGUUCAUGAUUUUAUCGAUUCGUUACCUAAUGUAAGAAGAAUUUUAAAAUGAUUUUUUUAAUUUUUUACAGUUUUAAAACCAUGACACUUUUAAGUGUCAUGUUUAACAAAAGAAAUUGUAGCUAAGCGCGAAUUGUGAUUUGUCGUAUAACCUGUCACCCGCAGACUGCAACAGACAAUAUGAACGCUUAUUGGCUUGCAAAUGGCAAAAGUGUUCAUUACACCAUAAGAAAUGACAAGAACUUUUUUACAAAACAAAAAAUAGCAAGAACUUUCUUUACAAACAAACAAAUGGCAAUAACUUUCUUUCCAAAACGAAAAAUGGCAAGAACUUUCUUUCCAAUACAAUAAAUAACAAGAACUUUCUUUACCCAUUAAAAAUGGCAAGAACUUUCUUUACAAAAUAAAAAAUAGCAAAAACUUUAUUUACAAAACAAAAAAUGGCAAGAACUUUCUUUACAAAACAAAAAAUCGCAAGAUUUUUCUUUACAAGGCAUAAAAUAGCAAGAACUUUCUUUACAAAACAAGAAAUAGCAAGAACUUUCUUUACAAAACGAAAAAAAACAUAACGUAUUUUACAAUAAUUUUUAGCGCUACGAAACUUCCGUAGGCGCCAGAGGCGGUCAACUAUCCGGCGGCCAAAAGCAACGAAUUGCCAUAGCACGUGCUAUAAUCAGAAAUCCAAAAGUACUCCUAUUAGACGAAGCUACAUCCGCCCUAGAUUCAGAAUCCGAAAAAAUCGUCCAAGCGGCUUUGGAUCGGGCUAGCGAAGGACGGACGGUAAUAUCGAUAGCUCAUCGCUUAUCGACAAUUCAGAAAGCCGACCAGAUUGCGGUCGUUAAGGACGGAAAAGUGUUGGAAAUGGGCAAACAUCAACAGUUAUUGGCUCGGAAGGGGCUUUAUUAUCGACUGGUACAGAAACAAACCGAGUGA
Bursaphelenchus okinawaensis is the source of this 8348-nucleotide messenger RNA. The record is from the annotation of a GenBank genome assembly. NCBI's taxonomy places the organism in Eukaryota, Metazoa, Nematoda, Chromadorea, Rhabditida, Aphelenchoididae.